AUGCCGCGGAGUAAAAAGGGCAAGCGAGGUCCAGGCAAACCAGGCUGUCUUCGUCAGGAGGUGCUCCAGCUGCAGCUCUGUAAAGGACUAAAGAACGGUGUGAAGGUUGAAUCUUGUGCCAGUGACGAUGAGCUGGCGUCUGAGAUCCUGAGCCACUGCAGCAGCCCCAGCGAUGGGGCCUCGGUCAUAGAGGAGCCCACAGGUAAUGACACUGUAGAUGAACUAACGGCUCAAGAGGAGACUGAAGACAAACUUAAACAGUGCAUAGACAACUUAAUGGAGAAGAGUUCUAAAACUCGCCUGGCAGCGCUGGAGUCCCUGAGACAAGUUUUCUCCUCCAGAUUAUUGUAUGAGUUUUUGACAGAACGGCGACUCACUGUCAGCGACUGCCUCGAGAGAAUUCUCAGAAAAGGAGGAGGUGAGGAGCAGGCAGCAGCGGCCACACUGUUCUGCCUGUUGUGUAUCCAGCUGGGAGGAGGAGACGAGGCGGCGGAGGGCUUCAAAAUCCUUAGACCUGUUCUCACCAAUAUCCUCAAUGAUACAGGAGCCAGCCUCAACGCCAGGCAGAGUUGCGCCAGAGCUUUGGGAAUGUGCUGCUAUGUUUCUGCUGCUGAAGACGGAGAGGACCUGAUCCAGUCCCUGUCUCUGCUGGAGGGGGUCUUUGUGGCGUCUUAUCCCAACAGGGAGGGGGUCCUGCCCACUAUGAAGCCCGGGACUCCGGCUCUACACGCAGUGGCUCUUCAGGCCUGGGCGCUUCUCCUCACACUGUGUCCUACCUCCAAAAUCAAUUCACUACUGGAUAUCCACAUGUCCAAACUGCAGUGCUGCCUUCAAAGCCCAGACGUGAACUACCGGAUCGCAGUCGGAGAAACGAUAGCUCUCAUGGUUGAACUCGGACGAGACAUUGAUGAGGAGUUUGAGGUGGAGGACGGGGAAAGUUUGUGUGAAUCUUUGAAAAGUUUAGCCACCGACGGAAACAAGCACAGAGCCAAAAACGACCGCCGGAAACAGCGCUCCAUAUUCCGAGAAGUGCUCCACUAUUUAGAGAACGAGGAUUUCACAGAUGAAAAAAUCCGGUUUGGAAUAGAGAAAAUUUACAUCGAUAGCUGGACGAGAAGACGAAUCUAUGACGCUUUCAAAGAAAUACUGGUGUCAGGAGUUAACCACCACUUACAGUUCAACCCUCUCCUGAGAGACAUUUUUGGCCUCAGACCUCCGCUGAUUACCGAUAUUGCUGUUACCGUCAAAGUAUCACGUCUUGAAAAGCGUCUGGUCAACGCUGCUGCCUUCAAAGCACGGACGAAACUGAGGAGCAGAGUGAGGGACAAACGCGCCGAUGUGAUGUGA
Knipowitschia caucasica is the source of this 1347-nucleotide messenger RNA. Lineage: Eukaryota; Metazoa; Chordata; Actinopteri; Gobiiformes; Gobiidae. The record is from the annotation of a GenBank genome assembly.